AUGGUGGGGCUACUUGUGUACAAAACCUUUGUCAGUGUCCAAAAGGUUAUUUACCCCAACAAAGAAGCUGAGUCCCCAGGCCUUAAUUGUCGCCAUAACCCUCAAGUUUGUACAGGCGGUUCUUUUUGUUUUAAUGGCUAUUGUGUUUGUCCAGAGGGGUAUGAAGAGCGUGACGGUGAAUGUAUUGUUCCUAAAAUAUAUGGUAAAUCUCUAAAAAAGGAUUUUAAAAAUAAUUUUAAUUAAAACUAUCAAGUCGAACCCGGAGCUAGCUGUGAACGCCCUCCUGGAAUUAUAGCACAAGUUGAAUGCCUAGGUAAUUCUGUUUGUGCUAACGGUUUUUGUGUUUGUCCAAAUGGGGAACCGAUUCAAAAUAAGAUGUGUGUUACUGUUAAUUCUAUUGGUAAUGUGUUUAAAAUUUGAAUUAUAGGUCGUAAGGAACAUCCUCCAUGUGAAGGGGACAUCUUCCACCCACCAUCCAUUGUUCCCUUCAGCCUACCUAUUCUUAUUUUUUUGAUUUUUUCUUUUAGUUUCUUUAAAAUAAUUAAUCUUUCUAGCCGGUCCAGGGGAGCCUUGUAUUGCCAGUUUAACAAAAUGUACUGGAAAUUCUGUUUGUACGGCAGGGUUUUGUACUUGUCCACAACAACAAGUAAUUCUUAAUUUAAGACCGAAAAAUAAGAAUUUUGAGGUUCCUUUAAACGGCCAAUGUGCCUCUGUUUCACUUGCCACCCAACUUCCAAUGCAGACAUGUACACC
Molecule: messenger RNA, 753 nt
Organism: Meloidogyne enterolobii
Lineage: Eukaryota; Metazoa; Nematoda; Chromadorea; Rhabditida; Meloidogynidae
Source: the annotation of a GenBank genome assembly